Messenger RNA from Leptinotarsa decemlineata (Colorado potato beetle), 2712 nucleotides. RefSeq names its product cell wall protein DAN4. Lineage: Eukaryota; Metazoa; Arthropoda; Insecta; Coleoptera; Chrysomelidae. The record is from RefSeq and is a predicted model, not a curated record.
UACAUGAAACAUCUCUCGGUGUUCAGUUCCCAGCUCGCGCUCUUUUACUAUUUCUCUUCGAAAGUUUGUACCUACUUCUAUUUCGGUUUUUGGAUAAUGUGAUGUGGGUUUAUACGAUUGUCAUCGAAAUCAAGUGACAUGGAAACAUUCAACUGUGUGCCAAAUGUUCCAAAAUCGAAAUUGAGGCCAAACUUGACGAACAAUUUUUAUCAUAAUGUGCCAAGAACAAUGCGACCAGUUGGGAGCGAGUAUGCAAUACCAAACUACACAGGACGAAGGUCGGUGUCAUCCCUCAACCACACACUGCCUUGGCAAGAAAGACCACCUCCCACACCGGUGUCAUGCAUUGGAAUGGAACACAAAUCGUCCAGGGGAAAACUAUGUUCCAUAGCUCUAGCCAUAGCAUCUUUCGUAGUCUUAGUAGCGGUCCUAGCAGUUGCUGGGCUCGCUUUGUAUAUGGGUGUAUUGCACACUGAAACGCCAAAUGCACUACUUACCUUUAGCUGUAGCGCCAAAGUUCUUAGAGGAGAUAGAUUCGUGGGGGCUUUACCGGAGAAGGCCCGUAGGUACAAAAGACAAUUCGAAUUACUAUACCAAAGGAGUAUACUAGGAAAGGCAUUCAUUUCGUGUGCCGUUGACAAAUUUGGAAACGACACUGUGACCAUUUAUUACAAACUAGCGUUUAAUCGGAUGAAGUUGACAAGGAAUGUUUCCAAUAUAGAAAAGGCUAUUAAAGAUAUCUUACUGACGGAUGCCAUAUCAAGAAAUUCUGUUUUCAAGAACGUACGCUUUGACCCUAAACAUAUAAGUGUUAGACAAAUUUUAAGUAACGAAAUUCCUCAACAACCCUCUCCAGUUUCAUCUUCCCAUGUAGUCCCUACUGACUCAAGGAAAGUAGUAGUAACAACAAAACCAAGCGUUGUUUUGAGACCUAGUAACAAGACAACUACAUCUCAUGCUCACAUUCCGAAGAAACCGAUAGUUAUAGAUGAUUUAGAAAAUAUCAAAGAGGAAGAUUUGCCAGUUAUUCAGGGUUCGUUUAAAAUAAGCAAAACAGAUGCUGAUAUUACCGAGAAAAAGACUGAACAAUCCACAAGCAAGCCAAAAAUUUCCGAAAAAACAACCACAUCUUCUGUAAAAAAAUCGACGUUCAAAGAAUCAUCAGUCACUAGUGCUCUCUAUAAAAUAGCAGCCGUUGAAAAAGUUACAAAGCAACCAGGAACAUCUACCACCAAGCAAAGUACUUCUGUGUCCCCCACCACUCUCAAAAUUUCAACUACAUCAUCUACUCCCAAAGUUGAAAUGACCCCAGUGGUGACCUCUUCCUCGCCUGUAUUUGUCGUAAACCCGUUCGACGAAGCUCCUUGGAUACCGAUUUUACCUAAUAUGUCACCAGUCACUGAAAGAUCCUCUCAAAUUUUAUCAAAUCAAUAUUUCUUCAAUCCAACGUACCCACCGAUUUCUGGUGACCAGCCUACAUAUACUAGUUUUACGAAUCCUGGGUUAUCACUGAAUUUCAACGAAGCAGAAAAGCUUGGUUCUACCAGUUUGAAAAGUCAUCCCAUUCCUGUGAAUAAAAUACCAUCCACCGAACCUUCUGUAUCUCCUCCAGUCCAAAAUGAUGAGCGUCUCGAUGAUUCAGUUAGUAAAACACCAACUUCCAGUGUUGAGCAGCCGAAUUUCGUGGAAAUCAAAACGUUUGAGUAUGUACCCAAUAGAAAGAAGGAUGUGGAGCAUAGAAAGGAAGAAAUGUUGAAGAACAUAUCUUCUAUUUUUCAUACUCUAGCAGCUUCACUUGAUAAUCCCAGUGUCAACUUCUCGUCCAAUGACUUUUCCUCCAGUGAAGCUAGUCCGAAAGAAGAGCAGUUUUCUGGACAAGGACAGGUUGAGGUUGUAGUUGAUGAUGUCGAUGAAUUGAUGUUACACACAACCAGGAAUCCCCUGGUGACUUUGUUACCAGUAAAAUCUAACUCAGGAAUUGGUAGACCAUUCAGAAAAAGACCUUUCAAAUCAGGAGAAGAUAAUUUUUCUACAGAAAAUCGUAGUUUCCCGAGCCAUCCUUUUUAUGCGAACUCCAAUUCAGCAAGUAGCGUGAUAGAAACGAAGAACAAUAACAAACCUGAUUUUCAAAUAAUGGGAGUACUGAAUUUCAUACCAGAGAAAAGCGUUGAAAGUAACCAAGAUGCUCAAUCUGACAUAGUGAGAUAUCCUAAAAUGGACCUGGACCUCUCCUUGAAGGAGCCAUUGAAUGAUGGCGAAUCAUUCGUUUUCGUGACAAACUCUUCAGAAUCAACAAUGAAUAAUUCAAAUAUCUUAACGAUGGAAGAAAUAAAAAAAUUGUCUGAGAUCAGCAAAAUAAUCGACAAUUCAACUGUUUUUGAAAAGGAGCCUACAAUUUCGAAUAAGGCAAUUUCCUCUAGUCACAGUACUAGCCUGAAUGGGAUACAGAUAAUGACGAAACCGUUCAAUAAGAUUAAUUUGUCAGAGAGUGGAAGUUAUUUGAAUCUAAACGUAUCAGAUUGUACAAAUUCUUCUGUAAUUUGUGGUGAUGGAAAAUGUCUGCCAGAAACGACCAAAUGCAACCAACUUAUAGACUGUAACGAUGGAAAAGACGAACAAAAUUGUAAUUGUGCCGAUCAUCUCAAAUCGCAAUUCUUAAUCGGCAAAAUAUGCGAUGGUGUGGUAGAUUGUUGGGAUUAUUCGGAUGAAUAA